UGCAGUUCGAAACAACACAGCUGCGCAGAUUACCCAAUCCGGCCAACACCAUCUCAAACUACCCAGCUAUAAGAUUAGCUCUUUGUACCGGGUUUCUCUGUCCAGUAACUCGUUUAUCCACGGUCCUUACGCACGAAACAACUAUCCUCCCUUGAUCAAACAACCUCACCAUGAAGCCCACACACGCCUAUCUCACCGCUGCCCUCAUCAGCGGAGCCCUCGCCGCCCCAGGCAGCACUCUCGCCCAACGCAUGCGCCACAGAUCGCUGGAUCACCUCACCCUCCCAUUGCAAGACCAAGGCUCGAGCACAGACUCCGAAGCGAGGGUAGCCGGCGCCUCCGUGCAAUACAGCAACAACUGGUCGGGGGUGGUCCGCGAGCAAGCACCUCCCGAAGGCCCGUACACCGCCGUGACAGCCACAUUCACAAUCCCCACGUCGACGGCGGUAGCCAACCAAAAUGGAGUGCAGGCCGGUUCGGUCUGGGUCGGCAUCGACGGCGACACCUACCCGGGGGCCAUCCUGCAAGCCGGGGUGGACUUCUACUCCGACCCCAAUCAACAGAAUCACGCGUGGUUCGAAUGGUACCCGGCGUAUGCGACCAAUUUCCCGAACAUCGACGUGAACGAAGGCGACACGAUUGUCUCGACGGUUCGGUCUACUUCCCCGAGUGAGGGUAUCGCGAUCAUCGAGAAUAAAUCCACGGGACAGAAGGUGUCGCAGACGGUGACUGCUCCUGCGCCGACGGCGACGCUGGUGGGCCAGAAUGCGGAGUGGAUUGUGGAGGACUUCCAGUCGGGCGACUCAAUGGUCGUCAUGGCUAACUUCGGGGAGGUCAAGUUCAGCGGGGCGCAGGCUGAAGCUGGGAAGGCUGUAUAUGGAUUGGAUGGCGGAGCGAUUGUUGAGCUGAAGCAGAACGAUAAGGUGCUGACACAAACGGAGGUUACGGGCAACAACGAUAUGACGGUCAGAUUUAUUGGAGCAUGAUUGUACAUGUUCUGAAAACAGUUUUACCCUUUCUUUUUUUUCGCAGUCACUUGGUUGUUUGUUUACUUUUUCUUCUUCUGGUUGUUUGUUAUGUGUCG
Aspergillus pseudonomiae is the source of this 1084-nucleotide messenger RNA. RefSeq names its product A4/G1 family peptidase. Lineage: Eukaryota; Fungi; Ascomycota; Eurotiomycetes; Eurotiales; Aspergillaceae. Gene Ontology annotation, biological process: proteolysis. Bases 171 to 986 code for a protein of 271 amino acids. The record is from RefSeq and is a predicted model, not a curated record. The transcript has a single exon. Gene Ontology annotation, molecular function: glutamic-type endopeptidase activity.